AAUGGCUUGUCAAGUAUAGCAUCAACAGCACAAACAUGUUCUUUAUGUGUUGAUUCAGCAGACCCAGCUUGGAAGCAUUGCACAUUGCCAGAUCCAAGGAAGAAACAUUCACUAAGGUGCAACUAUUGUGGUAAGAUUUGCAGUGGUGGAAUUACUCAUAUCAAGUAUCACCUUGGAAAAGUGCCAAAGUCCAAUGUGGUUAAGUGCGACAAAGUUCCAUCUGAUGUCAAGGAAGAGAUGGUUAAGUUGUUGACAAAGAGUAUUGAAGCCAAGAAAAGGAAGGCUAAGAAAGUGGAGGUAGAUAGAGCUGUAGUGGACUUGAGUCAUUCAGAGGGAGAAGAAGCAAGUGAUGAUGGUGGCAGUGCCAUUGUGCUAAAGUCAGUGAGAAGUUCUUCAAGUGGCCCUAUAGACAAGUUUUACAAACUUACACCAGAAGAAAUUGUAAGAGAAAGGAAGGGCAAGGGGCUUGCUGAGAAGGUCCAAUCCAAGCUAUCAACUGAGAAAAGAGAAGAAAAGAGGGAUGUACAUCUGCCAAUUUUUCUAUGAAGCAGGCAUUCCACACAACACAGUCCUGCUUCCUAGCUUUUCCCUUAUGCUUGAAGCAAUUGGAGACUAUGGUAGAAAUUGGAAUGGGCCUAGUCCUUUUGAGAUGAGUGGGAAAUUCCUACAUAAAAGGAAGAAGAGGGUGCUGGAUGGAUUCAAAGCACACAAGGAUUCUUGGGAGCUUAAUGGUUGCACUGUCAUGACAGAUGCUUGGACAGACAAGAGAAGUAGGGGGGUCAUGAAUUUGGUAGUUCACAGUACAUAUGGAGUCUGUUUUCUUAGUUCCAUUGACUGCUCAGCUGCAAGGAAAGAUGGGAAGUAAAUCUUUGAAUUAGUUGACAAUUGUAUAGAAGACAUUUGGGAGCAAAAUGUUGUUCAAGUGGUGACAGACAAUGCAAGAGUGAAUGAAACAACAGCUACUUUAUUGAAAGCAAAAAGGCCCUCCAUAUUUUGGAAUGGUUGUGCAGCUCAUUGCAUUGAUCUAAUGCUGGAGGACAUUGGAAAGCUCCCAUCAAUUGAGCACACAAUAACAGAAGCAAAGACUUUGAUUGUGUUUCUUUAUGCGCAUACAUGGGUGUUGGACCUGAUGAGGAAGUUCAUUGGUAAAGACUUGGUUAGAAGUGGUGUUACUAGGUUUGCUACUGCAUAUUUGAACUUGAAGAGCUUGCUGGACAACAAGAAACAACUGAUGAGGCUCUUCAGGUUAGAUGAUCUAAAUGAAAUGGGAUAUCUAGACAAGGCCAAGGGGAAGAAAGCUAGCAAAAUUGCCCGCUCUGAAACUUUUUGGAAAGGAGUUAAUAGUGCUGUCAAUUUCUUUGAGCCUUUGGCUAUUGUGCUAAGGAGAAUGGAUAGUGAUGUACCAGCUAUGGGGUUCUUAUAUGGUUGUUUGUUAGAAGCAAAGAAUGAAAUCUCAGCAAGGUUUGAUAAUGAUUUGAGCAAGGUUCAGCAAAUCUUUGAGAUAAUUGACAAAAGAUGGAACAACAAGUUGAAGACACCGCUACAUAGGGCUGGUUACUACUUGAACCCACAUUAUUAUUAUCCAAACAAGGUGGAUAUUGAGCUGGAUGAAUCAUUUAGAGAAUGUUUAAUAACUUGCAUUACAAAGAUGGUUGAUAAUGUAGAAGUUCAAGACCAAAUCAUUCAAGAGCUUCAGCAAUAUCAGGAUGGGGAUGGGACAUUUGGAAAGGAGAUUGCCAAAAGGCAAUUGAAAAACAAGCAUUUUGAUCCAGCUAAAUGGUGGCUGAACCAUGGAACAAAUACACCAAGACUCAGGAAAUUGGCUGCAAGGAUUUUGAGUUUGACAUGCAGUUCCUCAGCUUGUGAAAGAAAUUGGAGCACAUAUGAGCAAGUCCACACAAAGAGACACAAGAAGCUUCAACAUGCAAGGAUGAAAGACCUUAUCUUCGUCAAGUUCAACUCUAAACUCAAGCAAAAAAGAGAAACUAAGAACAGAGACCCUAUUGAGAAAACAAUAUCUAAUAUUUUAGAAGAUGAAGAUAAUGAAUGGAUCACUGGGAGUAGACCAAAUGCAAACUCAGAACAAGAGCAAGAACGUUCAUGUGCUCAAGGUCAAGGUGCAUCAUCAUCACAGGGAGCUGCAGCAGCAAUACAACCAAAAAGGAGAGGUGUACAGCUCGAGCAACAAGGCAAUAGGAAGAGAAAGAAGCUAAUCCCUGUUCUUGAAGAAGUGCAGACUUCCUCUUCUGAGUCAGAAAAUGUUGACCUUGAUCUGCCUUCCUCUCCAGCUGCUUCAGAUGAUGAUGAUGAUAAUUCUCAUUCUGCCUCUUUCAACUUGUCUGAUUGAAUGAAGAAUUUGAAUCUAUGAUGUCUCAAUGUCUGAGUGAAGUGUGAUCUUGAUUCUUGAACUAUGAAAGUCUAAACUCCAAAUUGUUGAGCUAUGCACUUGUUUGUUUUACUUAUUUUUUAUUUGGUUAUGUCUCUAGAGUAAAAUGUACUAAACUUGAUACUUGUCUGACAGUCUGAGUGAAGUGUGUAUUGUUUUAGUAACUAAAAUAUUAAUAUUUGUCA
Molecule: messenger RNA, 2571 nt
Organism: Setaria italica (foxtail millet)
Lineage: Eukaryota; Viridiplantae; Streptophyta; Magnoliopsida; Poales; Poaceae
Exons: 3
Coding region: 1028-2347 (439 amino acids)
Molecular function (GO): protein dimerization activity
Source: RefSeq, a predicted model, not a curated record